Aethina tumida (small hive beetle) is the source of this 1917-nucleotide messenger RNA. Its product is annotated as N-acetylglucosamine-6-sulfatase-like. Gene Ontology annotation, biological process: glycosaminoglycan metabolic process. Gene Ontology annotation, molecular function: N-acetylglucosamine-6-sulfatase activity; glycosaminoglycan binding. The transcript is spliced from 11 exons. NCBI's taxonomy places the organism in Eukaryota, Metazoa, Arthropoda, Insecta, Coleoptera, Nitidulidae. Bases 379 to 1845 code for a protein of 488 amino acids. The record is from RefSeq and is a predicted model, not a curated record.
CCUUACCGACUCCAUAUCGACCAGUUUUAUCCAAAACUAUAAGCACAUUUCCGAAAUAAUCGUUUGAGCCCAAAAACCCGACAGAAAAAAUGGCCCAACAAGGUGGACUUACGUCGUUCUUCAUGGGAAUUUAUAUGGACGAAUUUAAAUGGUCUGUGGUUAAGAGCAUAGCAAUAUUCGCUGUGGGUGUUAAAAUAGCACACGAGUGCCAAGGAAUUGAGCUGAUACCGUCCAACAUUUAAACGUUAAGUGUAUUCCUAGUAUGGAAUUUUGUUAGUCGAUAUGUGAUAAGUACAGCAGGAAGAAUUAACUAUAAAUUAAGUUCAUCAUUUGUUAGUUAAUAAACCUUUAAAACCACCGUUGUUGUGUUAUUUUAAAAUGUUGGUGUGCAGUACAUUAAUGUUUGCUGCAUUGUGUGCAGUCCCCAUAAACGCCCACCCCAACUUUGUCUUGUUGUUAACAGACGAUCAAGACUUGCUGUUAAAUGGACUGCUCCCAAUGAAAAACACAGUGAAAUUGAUAGGAAAUCAAGGCAAGACUUUCUUGAAUUCAUUUGUAAAUUCCCCAAUAUGUUGCCCAAGCAGAAGUACUUUAUUGACGGGGAAAUAUUCACAUAAUACAGGAGUCACCAACAAUUCAAUAUCAGGAAACUGUAGCAGCAAAUUAUGGCAAAAUAAUCAUGAGGUUUUAUCAAUCGCUUCUAUGUUAAAACAGCAGGCUAACUACGUGAAUUUUUACGCCGGAAAAUAUUUAAAUCAGUAUGGUUCAACAAAAGUGGGAGGCACUGAGCACGUCCCACAGGGCUACGACUGGUGGCUUGGCCUUAAGGGAAACUCCAAGUACUACAACUACACCCUCUCCAUAAAUGGCACAGCCAAAUUCUUCUCUAAUCAGUAUUUAACUGAUGUCAUUAGGGACUAUGCUUUGGACUUCCUAAAUGGUGUUAAAAGUGCACCAUUCUUUAUGACUUUGGCCACCCCAGCUUGUCACGCACCCUUUACACCUGCCGAAAGACACAAGGGGUUGUUCGUUAAUGAAACAGUUGUCAGGACACCCUCGUUUAACGCCACUCCAGCUAAUAAACACUGGUUGGUUCGCAUGGAACCAACCCACUUGCCUGAGGACGUGGCCGUUCUGGACGACAUACAAAGACGCAGGCUACAAACACUGGUUGCUGUGGAUGAGUUGGUCCAGCAAGUUCUUGAUAAACUUGAAGAAAUUGGCGUCUUGGACAACACUUAUUUAAUUUUUACCUCCGACAAUGGAUACCACAUUGGACAGUUUACCCAGCCCUGGGACAAACGCCAGCCCUACCAGACUGACGUUAAGGUGCCCUUCAUGAUCCGAGGUCCUAAUAUUCCGGGGAAGACCCUGACCAACUACCCAAUAUCGUUCGUGGAUGUUUUGCCCACAAUUUUAGACCUAGCAGGACUUCAAACUAGUACCAAGGUGGAUGGCCAGUCCUUUAAGCACGUGUUAUUCCAACGAGAUGAAAUAAAAUUCCAACGCAACGUUUUCAUUGAAUAUUACGGAGAGGGCAACAAAAAAUCAGUGUCCCAAGACUGCUCCAAAGGUUGGGGUGACUAUAACGAUUUAGCCGAAUGCAGCCCGGAAAGUUGGUGCAAGUGCCAAGACUCAAGGAACAACACGUACACGUGUGUGAUUCAAAUGUCCAACACUAAAAGCUUUAAGUUUUGCAAAUUUAAUGAUCAACUGAACUACACAGAAGCAUAUAAUUUAAGUGAUGAUCCGUACGAAUUGAUCAAUGUGGCUCAAAGUAUGAGCCCUGAAAAACUUCAGGACUUUAAUGAUGUGCUUCGAAAGUUUAAGCUGACCUUCUUUUAACACAAAUUCCACUGAUGAGAAGACAUCUAGAGAGUAAAAAGAAGGUGGAAUAAAGGGAUUGUUCCAGUUAAU